GUAUUGUAUCCAUAUAUUUAUGAUAAAUAAAAAUGUGAAAUUUAAGGGAAUUUGUCAUACAAGCUAUGCACUAUUUAAGCAUGAUCUCGGAUGGAUAUUGACAGUAAAGUGUGUGCCGCGGCUGGUAAGUCUUAUUGCGUCAUCAGUUUGCGCCGGGUAAAUAAACACUACCGAGUACAAUAAGAUAAUGAAGCUCAACAAUGUCGAUUUUUUUUGUGAGAUUAGUUGGAUGUAUGCACAUACAUAGUAAGCCGCUACUUUAUUGACGCGUGGCCAUUGCAUAACUAUUUUAACUUGGUAGUUUAGGCACUCGUGUGACUGAGUUAGCAAGCUAGUAAUGGCAUGGACAGUGAGUACUAGGGCUGUAUUAAGGUUUAAGAUUCAGAUGACUAGGAAUAAAAUAAGGACUUAAUUCACUGGAGGAAUAAUGUUUUAUUGAAUGUAUUUAGCUCCUGCCGCAACGUUAUACAUCUCUGAGAAAUAUAAACAUUAGCUUAUUCAUCCUGCUUUGGCUGGUAAAGUAAGCAAUUGUAUAUAGUGUUUACUAUUUAUCUUUACAUUGCUUUUGAAAAAAGUACCUUGGAUAAAGACAUAUCUCCAUCACUAUAGAAAUCUAAAACGAUUAAAAUUAAAAUAUUAACACAACUACGUCUACUUAUUUCAAUCGAAAGUAAGAUCAAGAAAGAAUAUAUUGAAAUAACGUCGUUUAUAAAAUACCUUAAAUGUGAAUGUAAAAAUAUUGCUGCUGGCAAGCAGUAAACGUAAAAAACGCCACAUUUUAUUAAUAAAGCGUCGCCCCCUGUAUUUUCCUAUCACUUCUCCCCAUAGCUUUACAAACCCGAGCCGAAAUUUCCAUUAAAAGAGAAUGAAUAAUCAUAUCGAAAGAGAAGACUGAAAACCAGUUUGAUAAUGGAAGAGGAAGAGGAUGUCGAGGAGCUGGGGGAACGGCUCUAUAAAUUGAUUUAUCCCGGAUAUUCGAACAUGGCAGGAAAACUUACGGGAAUGUUACUGGAGCUGCCCAGCUCUGUGCUGGCACAGAUGCUGCAGGAUGAGACCAUGUUGGCCACGGCUGUGGAGAAAGCGCUCAGUGCCCUGCAGCCUUCCAAGCACACCGGUAAGAUGGAAGCUGAAGGAGAGGAUGCAGUGUCAGCAUCCUCAGACUCUCUGGGCGAGCAGCUCUAUGAGCUCGUGGACACCCACAACACCGGCUUCACAGAGAAAAUCACAGGCAUGUUACUGGAACAGAGGAAAAAGGACGUGCAGAAACUCCUGUCAGACCCCGGUCUUCUGGAAGAGGGGAUUAAAGUCGCACUAAAGACACUGGAAGAACAGAACUCUACGGAAACUGAUGUGAGCGACUGCUCAGAUCCUGAUGACAUAGACAGGAUGGGAGAGAAGCUCUUUGCGAUUGUGCAACAGAUCGACGCUAAAAACUGUGCUGACAUUACAGGAAUGCUUCUGGAAAUGGAGCCUAAGACUCUCGGGCAGCUUUUCUGUGACCGAUCCAUGCUGGAGGCAGCUGUUAAGAGAGCCCAGGCAGCCAUAGUCAGAGCAGCUCACACAGCCAUGUAGGUGAUGCAGCCUCUACCCAGAGAGCAGCCGUCCGCUAUGUGUUAAAUUUUGGCUAAACCUUAAAUAGCUUUUUGGCGCGAGUCUUAAGUAUCAAAUGUUGCUGUUAAAAAUUGCAAAAAACCACAACAAUCCUCAACAGCAGGGGUCUCAUCUCAAACUCCAGUCCUGGAGGGCCGGAGCCCUGUGUAGCUUAGCUCUUUCCCUGUUCCACCACAAAUGAUUCAGCACAAGAGCUGUGUGGUAAUUAGCACACGGAGUUGAAUCAGGUAUGUUAAAGGAGGGUAAACCAAAAACUAUGCAGGGCUCCGGCCCCCCAGGACUGGAGUUUGACACCCCUGCUCAACAGUUACUAAUUUGCAUUUUUGAUUUUUCAUUAUGCUGAUUUUUGUUGCAUUGAUUCAUUUAUGAGAAAUAAAGUUUUGAGUUUAAUUUGAAUAUUGCUGCUUGAUUUUUUUUUUGUAAUCUUGGUUUCAGCAGAUUUCUAAAUUCUUUAAUACUGACAUGAUUUUAACAUUUUUUUUAAAAGAGCUGCAAUAAAGCAGAAAGCCUGAGUGGAAAACAAUAGUCAUUCCUAGAGUGCAGUAUAUUGCCUGUGAGGGAUUUCAGCACACAUUCAUUCCCUGAAAGGAAUUUAAUGAGGUUACAGUCUGUGUUCAUUCUGUUGCUGCACUGGAUGUCUGGGUCUGGAUCUGUAUGAUUUUCAUGUAUCAAAUCCCUUUGAAUGUACAGUAGUUCACAAAAGCAUAUUUAAUGUGCAACGCAUCUCCUAAAUUCCUAAAUUAACCUGAUUUUUGUUGUAGCAUGAUGUUUGUUGCACUGGGUCUAUGUAAAACAUGUUGUAUGAGGUGUUUCUUUGUCAUUUAUUGAUUUAUUGUGUUCAUUUGUUAAUAUGUAAAAUAAAUUGUUUUAAAUUAUG
Paramormyrops kingsleyae is the source of this 2488-nucleotide messenger RNA. RefSeq lists its product as uncharacterized. NCBI's taxonomy places the organism in Eukaryota, Metazoa, Chordata, Actinopteri, Osteoglossiformes, Mormyridae. Gene Ontology annotation, molecular function: RNA binding; ubiquitin-ubiquitin ligase activity. Gene Ontology annotation, cellular component: nucleus; cytoplasm. The record is from RefSeq and is a predicted model, not a curated record. Gene Ontology annotation, biological process: positive regulation of canonical Wnt signaling pathway; protein polyubiquitination.